Messenger RNA from Tigriopus californicus, 5573 nucleotides. RefSeq names its product protein virilizer-like (gene vir). NCBI's taxonomy places the organism in Eukaryota, Metazoa, Arthropoda, Copepoda, Harpacticoida, Harpacticidae. The record is from RefSeq and is a predicted model, not a curated record. The transcript has a single exon. Gene Ontology annotation, molecular function: RNA binding. Gene Ontology annotation, cellular component: RNA N6-methyladenosine methyltransferase complex. The coding region runs from base 475 to 5520 and encodes 1681 amino acids.
CAAUUAAGUUUCCGAUGAAGCUAUUCAAGAAGCACACCAUCUGAUUCAACUCGAAUAUCCUUGUGAAAUCACAGAGUUCAGGUAGACCACCACACUUGGUGAAUGAAAACAGGAGCGAGCAUCUUCCGAAAAAAAAACAAGGCCAAAAUUGGUCUCUCAACCGUUGAAAAUGACCCAUCUUCCCUAAUGGUAAUCAAAUACAAUCCUGUCAUUCCAAAUUUAGGCCACUCGUCUCUUUUUCAUUCCGGCAACACUGUCCGACCCGGGUUUGGUUCAUCGUAUUCCUCAUCAGAUUCGGCCGAAUCGAGUCCCAAAUCAGCCAAUCCAGCGAUAUCUUGAUCUCCUUCUGGAGUCAUACUUACAUCCGGAAAGAAUCCCACACGCAUCUAGCUAGCCAUCUCUGAACCCGCCGGAGAUAUGCCCUUGAUUCCCUAGAUAAAGGCACACCGACAUCAGACCUAAUCGGAUUGAAAGAUGGCCCCAGCUCCGGGCGAAUUGUUAUUCUUUGACACGUUUUCCCACGAAAUGGUCGAGCUCAAUCUGGACCUGGUCCAGUUUCCACGGCCCGUUUUUGUAGAAGAAGUGCGGGUGAUUCCCUUGGGGGCGCGAGUGGAGGCUAAUUUUCCGGGGGGCGUGCGUCUUGGGGCCACUAAUCCGACGCAAUUCAAGUUGGAGUGCUUCGUCAACAAUUUGCGGAACCCCGGGGCCGCCACAUUCGAGACCGUGGGUACGCUCAACUUCAAGCACGAUCAUGAGAUCCAUCUCCAUAUGGAGAAGGUCAUUCCUACCGAUGGCCUGGUCCUCAGGGGCAUGUACAACGCCAUCACUCUAGCCGUUUACGGCACUUUAUCCAAUUCAACGGCCGAGCAGUUUGCUUUGGAAGCGGCGAAUGCGGCGGCGGCCGCUUCAGCCGCGGCAUUGGCGGCAGAAGCGGCCGCUGCUGCUGCUGUCGCGGCCCUGCCCGUCGGGGAUUCGGGGACGGGCGAAGGUCGCUCGAUUGUGUUAAUGAACGGCAAAGGGGGCCGAAGGUCGUCUAGGUCACCGACUUCGUCUUCGGACAAUGGCUUAGGGAUCAAGAUCCAGGACUCUCCGUCAUCCAAGUAUUCCACUCCACCACCCACGCAAGACAAUCGUCACUCUCCAGUGUCCUCGAGUCAUCCCGAACGAGUUGUUCCCAUCCCCAAAGACGAUAUUUUGGAUAAUGUUUCGGAUAUUUCCGAUGGCGAUAUCCCGGAUUUAAAUGAUGACGAGCCCAUGGAACCUGCCGAUGAACCCGACAAAACUUCUUCAGCCGAGACGACCGCUCCACUUGUGACGGAUACCCUUGCUAAACCCACACCCGAUGAAGAUACUAGUGGCGCCGUAGUGCCGGAUGAUGAGUUCAUGGAAGCUAUCUCGGAUGAUGAGGCCGAGUGGAGUGAUGACGAUAUGACUGACUACGACUUUGGUGACUGGGAGGAUCCCGUCAAGAUUCACGAUUGCUUCUCCGUCGAGCUAUUCGACAAUUACGUUUGUGCCCCCUCGAUCGCUGACUCGGAGCUGGACAGCUUGUCUUUGAAAGUGAGCGAGUUGGGAGACAUGGUGCUGGAUCAGAAGUGGAUCGAUCAUAUUGAUUCUUUGGUAUUGGCUCUGGAACCGUGGAAGCAUCGGGUUGAUUUGCCUCAAGAGUUGUCAGACAAAGUGUGUGUGAUCGCUCUGGAUUGCGUCUCCUUAGACAAGGCUCAAAGUCAUUCGUUACCCGCAGCCACUAUUCGACACUUGAAAUCCGGACUUAAAUUCGUGAAGAAACUCUUCUCGCUCUCGUCUCAAUGCGUUCAAGUUCUCGUUGAAGAGCGGCACAUUCAUGAGCAGCUCCGUACGAUUCUAUCCUCGGGAAACGUGUCCACCUCCAUUAAGUAUCGUGCCUUGGAUCUCAUGGACACCACAUUAGACUGGGCAAUAAAGGAGCCCCAAAAGACAUCUCUGUAUGAGUUCUGCUUAAGCCAAUGUGAAAGCUCUAGUUUGAGGCUCAAACCCGUCUACGUAAGGCUCUUGAAACGUUACAAUUUGAAGGAAUCGCUUCAAAAAUUACGGAUAUUGACCACGGCUAUGAUGUCGACUGGCGACGAUGCCUCCAGUGGUGAUGAGGGUGUGAGUGAUCUCUUGCAGACCAUCUGGAAGUUUUUCCGUGAGCUCUAUCUUCAUCGUGCUCAAGAGCAAAUACAAACGGUGGGUUAUCCGGGCUCCAAUGAAGACCCUCCUUUGGAUCAAAUGCAACUUUGUUGCCAAUCAGAGCAAUUCUUGCAAUGUCUUAUUGUUCUGUUGAGCGAUCCGGCCAGUUCCAACUUGGUGUUGGAUUAUUGCUUUCAAAUCCUGGAUCAGUUUGUGAAUUCUCUUCCUGGCUUGUAUUAUCUCUCGAACGAGAAACAGGCUGUGCGUCAGUUGACCAAGCUAUUGUUGGGCGGGGAAUCUGUCAAUGAAGGUGGGGUGGGGUCUGAUGAAUUGGGGCGGUCCGAGGAGUCUCAAAUAUCUUCGCUGGGUCAGAACAUCGCCUUUGGAACUUAUGGUCUUCAACAAAGCCUCAAACUGGUUUCCAAUCGCGACCCCAGAGAUAUUUUAGAAACCAUUCAGAAUUUGCAUGCACUCACAUUUUCCAAUGAGGGACAAUUAGCGUUGGUCAAAGUGCUCUGCCUUCAAGAGGAUCUCCAGUAUGUUCUCGUCAACUUGGUUCGACUUCAAGAAAGUGAGGAAGAUGUGGAGCAGGGUGCCAUCAAAGGUUAUGCCAUGGAUCUUUUGAUUGUCCUAUUUCGAUACUCCGAUGACAUUGGCUCGAUGCGUGGGAUCACGAACAAUAUAGAUUGGAUUUCCGAAGAGGAUUGGAUUAGUGAAGAGAACUAUGUGAAUGAAAUCCGGACAGAAUUGAGUCUCUGGCUCAAGGCCACGAAGCUGGCCUUGGGCAGUGAUUUCUCGGCCUUGGCCCUAUCGAUCGAAAAGAACCUCGAAAACACGAAUCCAAUCGCCAUUGAUCUGAUUCAGGCCGUGCGAGCAUUAUCCAUGAGUGCCAAACAAUCCAGUCCCGAGGGAGAUGUGAAACGUGAGGAGAAUCUGCUACAGAUGUUCAAUAGUGGCGUGUGUGAUCAUUUUCUCACCAUUCUUGGGAACAUCAACGGCCACCAUCAACAGCCGGAUCUUCAAACGGCCACAUUCUUAGGCCCAAGUGGGUUCCUUUUGGUUUCAUUAAUCAAUAACAUAAUGGUGAUUCUCCGCGAGAUUUUGAACAUUCGCAUUGCCUCGCAUGGAUCGGGUUUCAAGGAUACGAGUCUUCUAGCACCUUUGAUGCGAAUCUACGCACUUUUAAGUGUCGUUCCUGAACGAGCCCUGUGUAAACAUCUCGCCGUGGAAGCAUCCCGAUUUGUCAUAGAAACCUUGGGAAUAUUUACUGCCAAUUUGGAGGACGGUGAAAACUCUUCAGUCGGCACUAGCAUUUGGACCACGUUGCUCAAAGACCUGUUCUCAUUCUCCAUUGAGAGUGCCAAUUCCUACCUCCCGGGGUUGGAUAUAUUGUCUCACCUACUUCCAUGUUCUUUUCCUGUGGCAUUAGGCAGGCAAGCCCUACCACAAGAUAGUGGGGAUCAAGACAGGUUGAACAAUGCCAAGAAGAUAUGGAGUGUCCAUCUUCUGCUGGCUGAAUCCGAUUUUAUGGCUUGGGCCAAACAUGUCAUGAUGUGUUACCAGAUGGUCUCGAACAAGUUGACGGAAGUGCUUGCCCAACUCAUUGAUCUGAGCCCAGCUAUCGUUCAGCUAUUGACCGCUGCCUAUAUUGACCUUGUAUUGGAACUGGUCGAGGAUCGCGAGUGGUCAGUUUUAGCAGUUGUCAUGGCCUUGGGAGCCCGACUUUCCGCUUUGGUUAAGUUUAAGGUGGCCUUGUCUCGCCUUUUCUUAGAGGACAAAGGCAAAACGCUACUGGAGCGACUUAAGGACCUGACUUUGAGUAAAACGCUGAACUUGGCAGUUAUGACUCAAUUUGUGGAAAUGAUUCAGAAUUUGUGUGACGAAAAGUACGGUUUCCAUCCUUUACCCAAUGAAACUCGAGACGAUAUGCUGGCCUCUCUCCAGGCCAGUCUUCCUCCUCAGAGUGUGCUAUUGGAGUUCAUCUUGUACCUGUGGCAUUUGAUGUCAAAUGAGACUCACGUGGAGCUUCAUGUUCCAGCUUUGAACAUUUUGAGAGUGAUCUGUCGGCACGACUUUGGAUUCGCUUUAGUUCAGCACUGCCUCACCAAGAUCUUGAUCGCACCCUGUUUAUCUGUGGUCAAGAGUGUAAGUGGUCCGGGGGAUUUGGCCAAGAGCAAAAUGAAAACUCUCUUGGCGUUUCUGGACUUGGUCACAACCCUGCCAACCGAGGAGACUGCCCCACUUCCAGCUUACAAAAGGACAAAAUAUUUCAAGGACGUGCAUUUGCGAAAACUGUUUGGUGGGUCGUCUGAGGAAGCGAGUGAUGCUAUUCAAAAGGUUAAGAAUGCACUAACCUUGGACGACAAACAAGAUCUCAAAGAUUCGAGCGAUGAUGUCACUGAGUUGCUCAAACGCCUCGAUGAGCUCGACCACUCUGUUAAGAGUUGGGGCGAUGGAAGCGACUUGAACGGUGAGAUUGAUAACCCAAUCGCCAACUUGGAAGCUAGCUUUCCAACAUUAUCGGAAUUGUUUGCCAAUGCCAAAAAGUUGUCCCUUGAAGAGACCAUUCUUCCGAUGAAUCCAAACGGAAAGGCCCUCUCAACUUCAAGUGUGGUCGAGACGUUGGAUCUCAUUGAGGUGACUGAAGUGGCUCUAUGUAAGGAAUUUGAUCUCACGGAAGAGCUCAAGAAAGUGUGUUAUGAGAAGAGUUUGGCCACGAACACCGACACCAAAGUGGUCAAGAAAUCCGAGAUUGAGCGAAAAGCCCUGCAUAACAAAAGCCUCAUUUCGAACUUCAAAACAGGCGGCCAAAUCUCGAUCCGGGGCCGAGUGUACAACCGUCUGGGCUCCAGACCCGAUGGCUUCCGAUCUCGUCCUGCCAAUACUUCCCGCCCACCAUCGCUUCACGUCGACGAUUUCCUAGUGUUACAACAAAGAGGCCAACAACCCACCGGACCUACUGGAUACAAUAAACAAUCUCUGUUAGCCGCCAAGGAGUUGUUCGCCGAGCGUGAGGCCCAGCAUGCCAAAUCCUCGGUGCCCGGAUUCCGAGAGGCCACGAAAGAGCCGGUAUAUGAUGGAGGGCGACCGGGUGGGGCUGGUGGAGGUGGUGGUUCUGGUGGAGUGGGCCGAAGGGGAGGAGGAAAUGGAGGUCGCCCUAAUGGUCCCAAUGGACCUGGGGGAAGAGGACCUCGACCCUCUCGUGGAUGGUCGCCCGGAGAAGGCGGCGGCGGCGGCGGCGAUCGAAGACAAGGUAGAAGAGGCGGAGGCAAUUGGUCCGGAGACCGGCGAUCUUCUUUGAAGGAGCGAAGGAAGUUGGGCGGACGAGAUGAUCGAAAUAAGAUCCCACCUCGAUCCAUGAACCGAUAAGAGGGGGUACGCGGCGCAUUUAACUUGCAACUCAAUAAAUAUCAUUCAUCCAA